This is a messenger RNA of Raphanus sativus (radish), 1142 nucleotides long. RefSeq names its product protein SLOW GREEN 1, chloroplastic. Gene Ontology annotation, molecular function: protein binding. The record is from RefSeq and is a predicted model, not a curated record. Lineage: Eukaryota; Viridiplantae; Streptophyta; Magnoliopsida; Brassicales; Brassicaceae. The transcript has a single exon. Gene Ontology annotation, cellular component: chloroplast thylakoid membrane. Bases 23 to 997 code for a protein of 324 amino acids.
GGGUUUCUCACAAACAACAAUCAUGGAGUCUCUGGGAAGAUUAAAGAUUCACCGCCAGCCAUUCUUCACUCACACCUCUUCAUCCUCCUUCCUGGAACAAUCUUCCACCUUGAGACCAUUUAUCCGACCAAACUCCUCUUUCAAAUACCCUUCAAUCAAAGCUUCUUCCUCUUCCAAAUCUCAAAACUUGAUCAUCCCUCUUCAAAAGUCCGCACCUUUCCGCGUCCUCAAGUCCACAUGCAUCACUCUAGCAACCGCCGCUGCUCUCCUUUCCCUCAACCUCCAGCUCAAACCUCCGGCCAUCGCAGCUCCCCUCACGCCUCCUUCGUCAACGGACAGCGACAAACACGUCACCUACGAAGAGCAAGAGAGAGCCCUCGAAGAGCAUUUAGCAACUCACCCAACUGACGUGGACUCUCUUCGCUCCUUGGUGGAGGUAAAAUUCGGAUCUUAUAAGCUCCCAGAAGCUAUACAAGUACUCGACCGUCUGAUAAAACUGGAACCGGACGAACCGAAAUGGCCGGUUCAGAAAGCCAGAUACUUUACUUGCGAUGGAUAUACACAAUCAGCUAAAACCGUACUGGAAGAGGUUCUAGCUAAACACCCUCUUCGCGCUGAAGCUUAUCACGGCUUGGUCGUGGCUUACUCCAAUGCAGGUCUUGAUUGGAGAAAGGUAGAGAGGAGAAUCGAGGAAGCAAUGCUGAGAUGCGAGAGGGAGAACAAGCGCAAGGAGUAUCGUGAGUUUAAGCAUCUCGUGGCUCAGAUUCGUGUGGUUAGAGGGAAACACAGCGAAGCACUGAAGCUUUAUGAAGAGCUUGUCGAAGAUGAACCAAGUGAUUUCUGGCCGUAUUUUUGCCAAGGAGCGAUAUACACUUUGCUGAAGGAGGAAGACAAGGCGGAGGAACAGUAUCUCAAGUUUAAGAGACUUGUACCGGAGAAUUAUAAUUACAUGGAGGAUUUCUUGGUUAAUAAUUUGUUUGCAGGUGAGCUUUUCUAAGAUUAGAGGAUCAGGAGAGUUGUAUGGUGGAUUGUGUUUGAAUGGUGGGAUGGUCUGUAACGUUUUAGCUAUUUGUAUUGAGAUAACAAUAAUGCUUGAGUUAACUAUGAUGAUUUGAUUUGAAUGAUGGAUUUGAUUUGGAUGA